This is a messenger RNA of Papilio machaon (common yellow swallowtail), 575 nucleotides long. RefSeq lists its product as uncharacterized. NCBI's taxonomy places the organism in Eukaryota, Metazoa, Arthropoda, Insecta, Lepidoptera, Papilionidae. The transcript has a single exon. Bases 93 to 575 code for a protein of 160 amino acids. Gene Ontology annotation, biological process: mitochondrial respiratory chain complex IV assembly; mitochondrial respiratory chain complex I assembly. Gene Ontology annotation, cellular component: mitochondrial inner membrane. The record is from RefSeq and is a predicted model, not a curated record.
UUUGAAAUUAUUCAUUACAAAAUUGAUAUAUGUACUUUGUAAAAAUGAAGAAUUAUUUAAAUUGAGGUUUUCCAAAAAAGCUGUUGACUUAUAUGCACAUACAGAAGAGGGCGUACUGCAGUUGCCGCAUAUUUUCUUUGAUUACAAGAUCUCAUAACUUAGUGAGUACUGUUUUUCUUAAUAUGCCAGUUUCUACGAGGACAUUAGUGAAAAUCGCUGGUUGGGGUGGCCUAGUGCUUAGUGUAACGGGGUUUUAUCUCGACGGUAAACUUGUAGAUAGGUUUAGAAACUAUGACUAUUACAAGGAGGCUAUAAGGGAAAUAAGAAAUCAUCGCGGCGCUGUACAUUACCUCGGAGAGCCGAUUAAAGAUGGAAUAUCUAAAGUAGCCGAUAUAAAAUACACUAAUAAUGAGCCAGUAUCAGCCGAAUAUUGUAUACCAAUUCGUGGACCUAAAGGCAAAGGCGAUUACUAUUUUAGGAUUGUAAAAGAAGGCAAAAAUUGGGUUCUAGCAAAAGCAGAAUUAGAAUUAAAGUCAAAACCAGAUGAACGACUAGUAAUAUUAAAAGAGUCAUGA